This is a messenger RNA of Salvelinus sp. IW2-2015, 5552 nucleotides long. RefSeq names its product janus kinase and microtubule-interacting protein 2-like. Gene Ontology annotation, molecular function: kinase binding; microtubule binding. Lineage: Eukaryota; Metazoa; Chordata; Actinopteri; Salmoniformes; Salmonidae. The record is from RefSeq and is a predicted model, not a curated record.
UGUACAUAUGGUGUAGUUGAGAAACCCAGCCAAGGGACUCCUUAAAAACACGCCACUUCAAAGUGACUAUMUAUAACAGUUUAGGUUAGGYGAGCAUUUUCGUUAACCCUAAACCUUUUCAUAACSUUAACCUAAUUAUCCUAACCUGCUACGUUAAUUAUGCUAACCMGCUGCAUAAGUUCUCCGAAACUGCUACGAAAAAGACGGGGAAUCUCCCCAGCUAAGGCCUAUCCUAGCCUAGAUAUGUAAUAUUGUUAAUUUUCCUUGCGCCUGAAAACGACAGUGACGGCUGCCUCCACUUCAACGAACGAUACUCGGUGUGCUUAUCAUUCCUUUGUCUGUGAGCGGUUGACACCGUUUCCUUGAACGGGGGACAGAGAGCUGAAAAGAAGAAAGAAAUAGAGCGCAAUAGCCUUCUCUUCGUGUAUAGCCGCAGCCCACAGGACGGCGGCGCGUGCAAGGUGGAGUAGCAGAGACCGCAGUUCCCGGUACUGAAGACGGUGACGAGAGCUCAUUCUCUCUGCAAGGGAAGGAGGGCGGGGUCUCGUAGCAUCAGCGCUCUCAUUGUAUGUCGGCUGCUGAUGCUGAGCAGUAGCGGAGAAAAAAAAACGAGGGCCAUGGAUACGGUUUUAAAAAGCUUAGGCCUUAAUACAUUGUGGAGAUUAAUUACACGCUCUACUGUCUACUAAGAUAAUGAGGAAGAGGAAGAACUGGAAACCUCGGGAGGGCCUCUGUUCAUUUCUAUGAAGUCUCUAUGAAAGCAUUGGAGGAGCUGUAGUAUUUGACUCAAUGGCGAAGAAGGGCCGUACCAAGGGCGAGAAGCCCGAAGCGCUCAUCUCUGCCCUACAGGCAGCUAACGAAGAUCUCAGGUCCAAAUUGACUGACAUUCAAAUAGAACUGCAUCAAGAGAAAUGCAAGGUGAGUAAGUUGGAGCGUGAGAAGGUGCAAGAGUGCAAGCGGAUCCGGGAGCAGGAGCAGCACCGGCACACGGCCACGCUGACAGAGCAGCGAGCCAAAUGGCACGAGGAGAAGCAAAAAGAGCUCCAGGCACUCAGGGAGAACCUGGUCCGCCAGCACGAGCAGGAGCAGGCCCGCACCGCCAAGAUCAAGGACCAGGAGAACCAGCGGCUCAAGGCGGCGCUGAGCGCCAUGCGGGACGGCAGCGGAGAGAAGGUGCGCACGGCGCUGACCCUAGAGGCCAAGGAGGAGGCACGGCGCUUUUUCGACGUGGAGAGGGUCAAGCUGCUGCAAGAGAUCUCGGAGCUCAAGCAGAACAAAAAGCAGACGGACGAGGCACUCAGCACCAUGAUCCAGGCGGAUAAGAUGAAGGCCGGGGAUCUGCGCUCCGAGCAUCAGAUGCACCAGGAACACAUCUCCAAGAUCAAGUGGGACAGCGAGAAGGACAUCCGCAGACUGGUGGAUGAGAUCAAAUCCAAAGAGCGCACCAUCUUCUCUCUGGAGAAGGAGCUGGAGAAUGCCAUUGGCUUGCUGCAGAAGAUGCAGAUGCAAAAGGAUGCCCUGGAUGACCAGCUGUUCCUGGUCAAGGAGGCAGAGUGUAACCUGGGCAGCCCCAAGAGAGAGAUCCCCGGGCGGGCUGGGGACGGGGCGGAGCACUGUGGCAGCCCGGUACGACAUAGAAAGGCAGAGGGGAACUUGGAAAUGGACAUGCGCAGGAACCAGAGYCGCAUGGCCGACCUCAACUCCACCAUCCGCAAGCUGGAGGACCGCAACUCACUGCUAGUGGAUGAGAGGAAUGAACUGCUAAAGCGUGUGCGGGAGUCGGAGAAGCAGUGCAAGCCCAUGCUGGAAAAGAACAAGAUGCUGAACAAGAGGAACGAUGACCUCAGCCAGACCCUGCAGCGCAUGGAAGAGAAACUCAAAGGCCUGGCCAAAGAGAACCUGGAGAUGAAGGAGAAGAUCAGCUCCCACCCACCGCUGAAGAAAUCCAACUGUAAGUCUCUGAAUGAUCUGGACCAGGCACAUGACGACCAGGAGAUUGAGUUCCUUAAGCUGCAGGUACUGGAGCAGCAGAGCAUCAUCGACGAGCUGACAAGAGAUAGGGAAAAGCUCCUGCGGAAGAAGAGGCAUAAACGAAGCAACAGGCAGAUAAAGAGGCACAUUGUAGUGGACACCUUCUUCGGAUACGAUGAGGAAUCCAUGGACUCGGAGACGUCCUCUGUGGCUUCGUUUCGCAUGGACCGCACCCCAGCCACUCCCGAUGAAGACCUGGAUGAGGGACUGGCUAACGAGGAGUCGGAGCUGCGCUUCAGGCAGCUGACCAGAGAAUACCAGGCCUUACAGAGGGCAUACGCCCUGCUACAGGAACAUCAAGGGGGCCUUCUAGACGCUGAGAUGGAAGCUAAGGCUCAGGAGCAGCUCCAUGCAGACGUUCUCAGGUACAAGGCCAAGAUAGAAGACCUGGAGAAGGAGCUCGCCCACAAAGGACAGGACUCCAAGUGGGUAGAGGAGAAACAGCUGUUCUUCAGGAGGAAUCAGGAGCUGCUGGAUAAGGUGGAGAAGUUGGAUGGAAAAUGUAGUCGACAGCAACAGGAGCUGCAAGACUCCAAGGACCAGAAUGAGCUCCUGGAAUUCAGAAUACUGGAACUAGAGGAGCGUGAGCGGAAAUCCCCUCCGUUUAAUCAUCUCCGCAUGCAUCCGUUCUCCGAGGGUGUCAGCGCCCUGCAGAUCUACUGCAUGAAGGAAGGAGUGAAGGAUGUCUGUAUACCUGACCUGAUCAAGCUGCUAGACAUUCUGGGUGAUAACGGGAACUUGCGAAAUGAGGAGCAAGUGGCCAUUAUUCAAGCGAGCACUGUCCUCUCUCUUGCUGAAAAGUGGAUACAACAGAUCGAGGGCACAGAGGCAGCGCUGCAUCAGAAGAUGAUGGAUCUGGAGCUAGAGAUGGAGAUGUUCUGCAAGCAGAAAGGCUAUUUGGAGGAGGAGCUGGAUUACAGGAAGUCAGCCCUGGAUCAGGCCUACGUGCAAAUCCAGGAGCUGGAGGCUACUCUGUACAACGCACUGCAGCAGGAUAAGGUGAUCGGAUACGGCGAGCCUCUCAGUGACAUGCAGAAGGAUGAGCUUCGUACGUCCGUGGAGAAGUUACGCAGGCAGAUGCUGAGGAAGAGCAGAGAGUUCGACUGUCAGGUCUUGGCUGAGAGGAUGGAGCUGCUCCACCAGGCCCAUCAGAGAAUCCGGGACUUGGAGGAUAAGACAGACAUCCAGAGGAGACAAAUCAAGGAUCUGGAGGAGAAGCCUGGAGAUUGUGUUUGUGACUGCAGUGGUUUUAAUUUUUGGGGGAAGCGAGUCAUCUUUUUGGCUCAUGUUGUAAUAGUGAGUGGUAAUGGACAUGGCUGGGAAUUCACACCUCUUUGAUUUGGGACCUCACUCUGGGGAUACACACAAUGUAUGCUGCACUGCACUGUCCUGGUCCUUGGAACAUGGAACUUCCCUAAACUCGGUGGGGUAACUGGAAUAGAAACCUCAGUCGGAAAACACACAUACACAUUCGCAAACACUCAUAUACGCUGGACACGCUAACAUCAAACAUACUGGAAACACACACACACACACAAAUAUAACACACGCACACAUACACAGGCAGACAGAGACACGCACACAUCACACGUGCGUGCCCACACACACAUACGGUACAUACACACACCAAACCCACUCACAGACAUCAAGGAAACCAAAGUCUGGGAGAUCUUAUCUCUGCCAUGCAGGGGAACGCUACACCACCUACCACCAUCCAACUACACCAAGACUACACCCAGACUCCACCCAGACUUCAGACUGCCGACACCCAGACUACACCCAGACUUCAGACUGCCUACACCCAAACUACACCCACACUUCAGACUGCCUACACCCAGACUACACCCAAACUACUCCCAGACUUCAGACUGCCUACACCCAGACUUCAAACUGACUACACCCCGACUAUACCCAGACUUCAGACUGACUACAACCUGACUAGACCCAGACAAGAGAGGAAAGGAAAGGCUUCAUCAAUAGGCCUCACCAGACCACAGAGUCCUUACUCUCUCCCUCCCCUCUCCCUCUUAUAAACCCGAACAGACACUAGUAUGUGUGAACGCACCCCUUCACAGGAGCGACGAGACCUGACUCAGGGCCCUGUGAGCAGGGUGACUGACCGAUCUGAUGGUGACUGACUGACUGUUCUCUGACCAGGAGACGCGGGACACGGGACACUCAGGACAAUGUAUCUCCCCUGGUCGGAAGCAGAUCAGGGGACGGCAGAGCGAGAGAGAAGGAUGGGAGAGAGAGGAUCCACUAUGUGCUCACACACUGACCGGGCUUCUGUUUUGAGACCUUCACUUUCUUUGUUUUAAACCAGUGGACAGAAUGGACGUCUCGAUUUCUACUUCUUUUCCUUUCGGGAACAAAACCAACAGUCCCAGUUGAUCCCCAUGUACCAAGAUUUCCACAGAGAGAAAAAAAGACCCUCUCUAUAUACAUGUGUUGAUAUGUACAUUGUGUCUUGAUGAUUUCCUGUAGUUUCUUUCUUUCCUUCCUUCUGUGAAUGUGAACGCUGUCCCCUCCACAGUAGAGCUGCUCGGCAGUCUCUAAGUACCACAACGUAUGGAUUGCUCUGUUUGUUGUGGCGACAGCUGCAAACGAACUCUAUUUCCUCGAUUGUACUGAACUUAAAAAMAAUUGCUAUAAUAAUAUUUCCCUCCCCCCUUUUCCCUGUCACAUUCCCUCUAUUUUGUACUCUUUCAAGAUAAUCAACUGUAGCCUACCAGCAGGAGUUUCAUGGUUUAUACUGAAUGACGUUUAACACUCCCUUUAAAAGAACAGCAAGCUGUAAAUACUACAUCCUGGUUACCUACCUACAUCCUAAACAGCUCUGUCUGAUUAUGGUCAUUGUCAUCUCAGCAAAGUGGCCAUGAAUACUGUACAGUACCUCUUGCAGCAAUGACAUGUCAUUUGCUUUACUCUUUCUCUAACACCUUUUUCAGCACCAUGGACACCACAGGGGUUGGUUCUAACCUUCCUGCCCCCCCCUUCUCCAAACUGAAAUAGGAGAAAGUUGAUGCAAUGUAUACCUGCCUGGUUCUGCUUCUCUCCUUUCACCCUGACUAUGUCCUGGUCCUGCAAUAUUAACUACCUUCCCCGUCCAACCCCCUCAGCCACAUCCACCCGAGCUAGCUUCCCCUCCCGACCCUAUUCAGAGGCCUAGGAACCUAAGGCAUCCCAUUACAUACCUGUACAUACAUGAAUGUGGCCCACUUCUGUUACGUUACAAUGUAGGGGAAUGAUUGACACUAUUUUGGAGCAAACUCCGCUAACUAGCGAUUGCCUUAAAUGCGCUAUCCCCAUCAAUUUGUAKUUUCUUUUUAACGAUUAUGAUUUUGGUCCGUUAAUAUGAUUACGUAACGUUGUACAUUUCUGUUCACCGAGGUUUUUUUUUGUAAAUCUUUACCCUCCUGUUUUCCAAUGAGAAUUUAACGCCCUCCUCUUCUUUCAAGUAUAUUUWAAAAAACAAAAAAGGGAUAAUGAUGAAAAUAAAAGUGAAUGGACUUCAGUUUUAA